CUCGUCGUGAUCACGAUUAAAAAUAAUCGUUUGUUUAGUGAAACCUCUCGUUCUAAUUAUGCGUGAUUAAAAGUUUUGAUAACUGUGACCUAAAUCACUGAAACUUUAGUGAUUUAAGUAAGCGUACUGUGAUUAGUGGCGUGAAAUCUGUGAUGUCCGAUUACAGUGUAUUAUUAUCUUAUCUUUACCUGGUUUGUUUAUCUUGUAGUGUUUAAACCUGUGCUUGUGCUUCUAGGAAAUAUACUAGUGAUCGAUACAGUACCUAUAAGUGUAUUAUAAGGCCUUAGGAAAGGGAAUAAUAGGAAAUAUGGAUAAUCUUAGGUUAUAUUUUGUGACAUGGAACGUGGCCACAAAGGCCCCUUCACAAGACAUUAAUGCGUUACUGGACUUCCCGUCUCAGUUCAACAAGAACAAGCCGCUGCCGGACUUUUACAUCCUAGGCCUACAAGAAGUAAAAUCCCAGCCUCAAAAUAUGGUAAUGGAUUCCCUCUUCACUGACCCAUGGACGUCCACCUUCAAUAAAGUCCUGUGCAGACAGGAAUACGUCAUAGCCAAGUCUAUAAGGCUCCAGGGCCUAUUACUGCUGGUGUAUACGCAGUUAAAGCAUAUUACUCAUUUAAGGGAUAUUGAAGCGCAAUAUACGAAAACUGGGCUGGGUGGAAUGUGGGGCAAUAAAGGAGCAAUCAGCGUCCGUUUCAACAUCUACGGGUGUUCAGUCUGUUUCGUCAACUGCCACCUGACUGCGCACGAGCAUUUGUUAGCGGACAGAGUGAAUGACUACAACACUAUUAUAAAAUACCACAAUUAUCAUGUGCAGGAGACUUCCAAUAUUUUGUAUCAUGACUACGUAUUCUGGAUAGGCGACCUAAACUUCCGCACAGACCACCCAACAGGCAGCAGUCCAACAUCAGAAGAAAUAGUCACAUUACUAAAGAAAGUCGAGAAAGACGUAUACACAAAUAUACUAAGGCACGACCAAUUGUUAGCUGUAAUGGAGAGUGAGGAAGCGUUUGCGGAAUUCAGUGAGCCAGAGAUCAAAUUCCCACCUACUUAUAAGUUUAAUACGGGGACUGAUGAGUAUGAUAUCAAACGGAAACCUUCCUGGACAGACAGGAUACUGUACAAAGUGAUUGCGAACAACUACGAGAACAUCACACUGCGAGCCGAUCUCAUAUCUUAUAACCACGUGCCUUUCUACACGCUGAGCGACCACAAGCCUGUGGUCGCUCAGUUUAAUAUUAAGAUUCGGCACGGCUUCAUUCGCUCGCUGAUCGAGCGCGAAUCGCCCAAGCCCCGAGCGAGCAUUCGCAUGAGGUCAGCUGUCAUGGCGCCCAUGACAUUGACAGUUGACGACAAUGCGGAAACGACAUCUGACGGGGUCGACGGAGCGAAAGUUGUUGCUGAUGUGUGUGACUCUAAUGAGACGUUCUCAAACUACACGGAGAAGACGAUAAAGUUCGUACUCAACAACCAGAAAUGGUACAUCGGGGACUCAGAAUAUAGGAUGGAGUGUAUCCUGUCUCAGGACGUCGAGAUUCAUCCUAACGACUGGAUCGGCAUUUACGAUGCAUCAUUCCACAACCUAGACGACUACAUAGCCUACGAAUACAUGGCCAAAGUGCAUCGACCAGAGAUCCAGCCGGUACAUGUGGCCCCGGGGACUAGGGUAGUGAUACUAAGUUUCCCUGUGGGCAGCGGAGUGAGGAUACCCGGGUUGUACCGGUUCAUAUACUUCAGUCAGCCGAACAAUGAUGUACGGAGCGUGUUAGGCGUCUCAACCCCCUUCGAAGCGAGCUUCAAACCCGAGAGCCCCCAAUGGGCCUCCACAAGCACCCCCUCCCCCAAACCCCCCACCACAACGGACGUGUUCACCGACUUCACGGGCCUCGACGUUGCGAACCUGUCGCGGCACUUCUCGCAUGAUCUCAGCAUCGACUGACUAAAGAGUUACCUGCCUGGCUCGCCGGCGAACGGACGGAAGGCGCCUUAAAGGUCACAAUGAAAGGUCUACAUAGGUUUACAUAUACAUUGAAUUGAUUCCUAGAAGAUAUAUAAAUAAAUAAAUAAUAUUAUAGGACAUUCUUACACAGAUCCACAGUAAGCUUAAAAAGGCUUGUGGUGUGGGUACUCAGACAACGAUAUACAUAAUCAUAGAUUAAAUAUAAGAAGAUCAUACUAUCCCAUACAUUAAAAUGCGAC
Molecule: messenger RNA, 2199 nt
Organism: Leguminivora glycinivorella
Lineage: Eukaryota; Metazoa; Arthropoda; Insecta; Lepidoptera; Tortricidae
Product: inositol polyphosphate 5-phosphatase K-like
Exons: 10
Coding region: 308-1939 (543 amino acids)
Biological process (GO): phosphatidylinositol dephosphorylation
Cellular component (GO): ruffle; cytoplasm; plasma membrane
Molecular function (GO): phosphatidylinositol-4,5-bisphosphate 5-phosphatase activity
Source: RefSeq, a predicted model, not a curated record